AUGGCAUUGCCUGGUCAGACAAUGCAGGGCUACUGGGGGAACGGUCACGACUUGUCGCUGGACUCCACUUCGGCUGUGUCUCCGUCGCACGCUCUUCAUCUUUCACCCGGUGGCAGCAUAAAUGGGAGUUUCAAUGGCAGCACCCCGCCGGGUCAAACUCCCCCUUCAGCGUCGGAAAAUGGCAGGAAGGACUCCCAGCACAGCAUCAAGAGUGCCCAGAAAGAGGCUAACAACCAAGCGAGAGCCUCCGUUGCGGUCGCGACCGACAAUGUCGAAUGUACCUACAUCAAGUCUCGGCGCGGCUGGAAAGGGAAGAGGAAGAACAAGGAAGAUAAUGGCGGGCCCGUGACCCUCAAUGGCAUCUCCGGACCAGAAGUGGCAAUCAGUAAUGGUCACUUGUCGUCGCCCGAGUUCUCACAUAAUGGCGAGGCGUCCAUCGCGAAUCAUCUGAGCAGUCCGCCCAAUGGGUUCGUCGGUCAGCAAGCUGCUCCUCCAGCCGCGCAACUCAACCUCAAUGGGACUGCGAGGUUGAACAGGUUCGGCCAUCUCGGUCCUGAGACUGCUGUACAGUCAUUCUAUCACUUCUUUUACAACUCACAUCCCUUUUGUCUUCCGGAGCCCCGGUUACUGGCACUCUUCAAGGACCGACAAGCACCCCUCCUCGAAUAUGCGGUUCAGUUCAUUGGGGCGAGCUUUCUUCCCUCCAUGCCGACGGACAUGUACAAGGAUGCACUGAAUCGACAUAUUAACAGUGGCAACUACCCGCGAGAUGCCUUUUCAGUGCAGGCUUUGAUGCUUUUUGCCAUCGGCCUGCACGCACACAACGAGGUUCCACGUGCAGCUCAAGUCUUCAUAGCCGCCCAGGCAUUGACUCUCGAGAUUGGGCUCCACCGCAUGGAGUUCGCUUUGAUGAAUGGAGGCAGUGACCCACAGCUCGAAGAGUGCUGGCGACGAACCUGGUGGUCCAUGUACACCGUCAACGGCAUGAUGACGGCCGUCAACCCAGGCGUGCAAUUCAAAUUAAAAGACGUCGUUACAGACGUUCCAUUGCCAUGUGAGAAUGAGCAGUACUUCUCGGGUCAAAUUCCCUACCCAAGCACCCUUGAGGACUACGACGACUCAGCCUUCCUCCCCACGCUCCCCAUCUUCUCCUCCUUCACCUACCUCAUCGACGCCGUGCGCAUCCUCGGCAAAGUCUUCGAAUGCGCCCGCCUUGACUCCACCUUCGAAUACCACGCCGUGGACGUCGUCGACCAGUACCUGUGCAACUGGCGCCUGCACCUGCCCGCGUCCAAACUCGACGUCGUCUCCUCCUCCGGCCACGUCGACGAGGUGCUCUUCCAAGCACACAUGGUCAAUGCGGGAAGCACGAUUAUGCUGCACCGUCCGCGCAGCAACCUUGGUUUCGGUCGCGUCGAGGGCGUGAACAUCUGUGUGCAGCCUGGGCAGGUGCUGCUGCCUACUCAAACGCGAGAAAUCCACACGGCGAAAUGUCUGACCAGCGCGGAGAAUAUUUCCUCCUUGAUACGUCUGCCCGGCCAGUUAGUCUACCACACACCCUUCUUCACAUGUGUGGUGGUCAUGGCGUCGGUCGUGCACUUGUCGUACUGGUCCUUCCUGGUGCCCGACGGCCAGGACGACAUCAUCAAGCAAUCCAUCCGCCUCGACGUCGGGACGCUGCAGCAAUACUCCAACACAUGGCCGAUUGCCAACGUCGUGCUGGGCCAAGUCAGGGGCGUGGCGCACACGCUGUUCAACAGCAAGAAGGCGAUGAGCAUCCAUUUGUGGAGCAACAUCGAGCAGCACGAUGUUAUCCGCAAUGUCAUUGAGGAGGGUGGGAAUGUCCCGCCGCAGAACUACGCGCAGUUGAUUGCUCCGUAA
This is a messenger RNA of Parastagonospora nodorum SN15, 1881 nucleotides long. RefSeq lists its product as hypothetical. Gene Ontology annotation, biological process: DNA-templated transcription. Gene Ontology annotation, molecular function: DNA binding; zinc ion binding. The transcript is spliced from 4 exons. The record is from RefSeq and is a predicted model, not a curated record. Lineage: Eukaryota; Fungi; Ascomycota; Dothideomycetes; Pleosporales; Phaeosphaeriaceae. Bases 1 to 1881 code for a protein of 626 amino acids.